Molecule: messenger RNA, 1702 nt
Organism: Perognathus longimembris pacificus (Pacific pocket mouse)
Lineage: Eukaryota; Metazoa; Chordata; Mammalia; Rodentia; Heteromyidae
Gene: Naprt
Product: nicotinate phosphoribosyltransferase
Exons: 13
Coding region: 36-1652 (538 amino acids)
Biological process (GO): NAD+ biosynthetic process
Molecular function (GO): nicotinate phosphoribosyltransferase activity
Source: RefSeq, a predicted model, not a curated record
CUGGCCCGGGCCCCAGGGCCCCAGGUCACGGGUCGAUGGCGGCCGAGGCGGGCGCGGAGGACCGGGCGGCAGCGCGGCCGCUGCUCACCGACCUCUACCAGGCCACCAUGGCGCUGGGCUACUGGCGCGCCGGCCGGGCGCGCGACGCCGCCGAGUUCGAGCUCUACUUCCGCCGCUGCCCGUUCGGCGGCGCCUUCGCCCUGGCCGCGGGCCUGCGGGACUGCCUGCGCUUCCUGCGCGCCUUCCGCCUGCGGGACGAAGAUGUGAGGUUCCUGGCGUCCGUGCUGCCCCCAGAUACGGACCCCGCGUUCUUCGAACACCUUCGGACCCUGGAUUGCUCCGGGGUGACGGUGCAGGCCCUGCCCGAGGGCUCCCUGGCCUUCCCGGGGGUGCCCCUGCUGCAGGUGUCCGGGCCCCUCCUGCUGGUGCAGCUGCUGGAGACGCCGCUGCUCUGCCUGGUCAGCUACGCAAGCCUGGUGGCCACCAACGCAGCGCGGCUGCGCCUGAUCGCCGGGCCCGGGAAGCGGCUGCUGGAGUUUGGCCUGCGCCGGGCCCAGGGCCCCGACGGCGGCCUCACGGCCUCGACCUACAGCUACUUGGGGGGGUUCGACGGCAGCAGCAACACACUGGCCGGGCAGCUGCGGGGGGUGCCGGUGGCCGGGACCCUCGCCCACUCUUUCGUCACCUCGUUUUCGGGCAGCGAGGUGCCCCCGGACCCGACGCUGGCCCCCGCCGCCGGUGCCGGCCCCCGGGUGGACCUGGCCGCGGGCGCGGCGGCGUGGCUGGGGCGCGUGUGCGCCCACCUGGGGCUGCGCGCGCAGGACCCCCACCCCGGGGAGCGGGCCGCCUUCGUGGCCUACGCGCUGGCCUUUCCCCGGGCCUUCCAGGGCCUGCUGGACUCCUACAGCGUGCAGAGGAGCGGUCUCCCCAACUUCCUGGCAGUGGCCCUGGCUUUGGGAGAGCUGGGUUACAGGGCGGUGGGCGUGAGGCUGGACAGCGGUGACCUGCUCCAGCAGGCGCGGGAGGUCCGUGGGGUCUUCCGGUCGGCCGCCGCCCGCUUCCAGGUGCCCUGGCUGGAGCUGCUCCCCAUCGCAGUCAGCAACAACGUUGACGAGGAGGAGCUGGCCCGACUGUCCCAGGAGGGCAGCGAGGUGGACGUCAUCGGCAUUGGCACCGGCCUGGUCACCUGUCCCCGGCAGCCUUCCCUGGGCUGUGUCUACAAGCUGGUGUCUGUGGGGGGCCAAGCUCGGAUGAAGCUGACGGAAGACCCCGAGAAGCAGACGCUGCCGGGAAGCAAGGCUGCCUUCCGGCUCCUGGACUCUGAGGGCUUCCUGCUGCUGGACAUGCUGCAGCUGGCGGAGGAGCCCCCGCCCCAGGCCGAGAGGGAGCUGAAGGUCUGGCCCCUGGGGGCCCGGGACCCCCGCACCGUGAGGCCCGCGCGGGUGGAGCCGCUGCUGCGACGCUGGCUGAGUGAGGGCCAGCUGUGUGAGCCGCUCCCGUCUCUGGCAGAGUCCCGGGCCUUCGCCCAGUGGUCGCUGAGCCGCCUCCGCCCUGCGCAUAAGCGGCUGCAGAGCCCCGCUCCGUACCAGGUGGCGCUGUCCGAGCAGCUGCGGGCCCUGGUGGACAGCCUGAGUGCCGGGGGGCCCGUGUGAGGGGGGCCGGAAACAAGUCCCUCCCUGCGCCCACAGCGUGUGCCGUGUCA